Rubroshorea leprosula is the source of this 3837-nucleotide messenger RNA. NCBI's taxonomy places the organism in Eukaryota, Viridiplantae, Streptophyta, Magnoliopsida, Malvales, Dipterocarpaceae. The record is from the annotation of a GenBank genome assembly.
AGAGAUGAGCAAAGGAAGAAGAUGGAGAUAGGGCAAAGUAGAAGAGAAGGGGAAAAUUUUUUUUCUUUAAAAAUUCCUUUAAAUGAUUUUAAUUUAGAGAUUUAUGUUUUUAAAGUCAAAUUACAAAAUAAAAAUGCAGUUUAAACACUAAAUUUACUAAAAUAAUAGGAGGGACAGGGGGAUCGGAAAACUUUUGAAAGCGGCCUUCCUCCUCUCUAUUUGAGUGCUGGACCCUCUGAAAGAUCUUCACCUAAACAUCACUUCUUGCUGCUCAGAACAAGAGAGUUUGUGGGAUGUGGGUUUGGAAGCAAAGAAGGAAAGGAAUACGCCAUACCCAUUUCCCCCUCUAGUUCUACAUUGCUAUCUACACGUGGAAAAAUACACAUUAUCCUCUAUUUUUCUCGAUUGCUUGUUAUUCAGUAGCCACCCGUAAUCUACUCUUUUUUUUUUUUGUUGGGUUUUGAGUGUGGAGGAAGAAGGGAGGGGACGAGUAGAGGGAAAGAUUUGUUUUUGUGGACAGCUUGAAGCAACGACUUUCGAACUCGAUUUCUGCAUUGGGAAAUUUUACAAUGAAGAUGGGAUCUACGCCGUCGUGUCAUUAGAUUUGAUUUGAAUGUCUGCUAGGGUUUUUCUGUCUGCAGUUCCGUUUCCGCCAUGACUACCAAACGUGCUUAUAAACUCCAGGAAUUUGUGGCACAUUCCUCUAGUGUCAAUUGCCUCAAGAUUGGGAGGAAAUCUUCAAGGGUUCUUGCGACUGGAGGAGAAGACCAUAAAGUCAAUCUCUGGGCUAUUGGUAAACCAAAUGCCUUACUGAGUUUGUCAGGACACACAAGUGGAAUAGAUUCUGUGAGCUUUGAUUCCUCAGAAGUCUUGGUAGCAGCAGGUGCUGCUAGUGGUACAAUCAAGCUUUGGGAUUUGGAGGAGGCAAAAAUUGUUCGUACUCUGACUGGUCAUAGAUCCAAUUGUAUAUCUGUGGAUUUCCACCCAUUUGGAGAGUUCUUUGCAUCUGGCUCUCUUGACACAAAUCUCAACAUAUGGGAUAUCAGAAAAAAAGGGUGUAUCCACACUUACAAGGGCCAUACUCGAGGUGUCAAUGCAAUUAGAUUUACUCCAGAUGGCCGAUGGGUUGUAUCUGGUGGAGAGGACAACAUUGUAAAGGUCAGCAUUGUUUUCCUAUGGUUUAUGGUGUUUGUGGUGUUUGCCUUUGUUCGUACUCUGACUGGUCAUAGAUCCAAUUGUAUAUCUGUGGAUUUCCACCCAUUUGGAGAGUUCUUUGCAUCUGGCUCUCUUGACACAAAUCUCAAGAUAUGGGAUAUCAGAAAAAAAGGGUGUAUCCACACUUACAAGGGCCAUACUCGAGGUGUCAAUGCAAUUAGAUUUACUCCCGAUGGCCGAUGGGUUGUAUCUGGUGGAGAGGACAACAUUGUAAAGGUAUGGGAUUUGACUGCUGGAAAGUUGCUGCACGAUUUCAAGUGUCAUGAGGGCCAGAUUCAGUGCAUAGAUUUUCAUCCCCAUGAGUUUCUGUUGGCAACAGGUUCAGCUGAUCGCACUGUUAAAUUUUGGGACCUUGAAACAUUUGAGUUAAUUGGUUCUGCUGGGCCUGAGACCACUGGAGUGCGUUGUUUGACCUUUAAUCCUGAUGGAAGGACUUUGCUUUGUGGAUUGCAUGAAAGCCUGAAGGUUUUCUCAUGGGAGCCAAUACAAUGCCAUGAUGCUGUUGAUGUUGGAUGGUCAAGAUUGUCUGAUCUUAAUGUUCAUGAGGGAAAGCUUCUUGGUUGCUCAUAUAAUCAAAGCUGUGUGGGAGUAUGGGUUGCAGACAUCUUGCGCAUAGAUCCAUAUACAGUUGGUAAAGUUACCCGUUUGAAUGGGCACUCAGAACCUAAAUCAGCCCCAAGUGGAAACCUCACCGUAUUGAAUGAGAACACAGCAAAAGCUAGUUCAGGAAGAGUGUCUGUUUCACAAAACUCAGAUCCUUUAAUGAAGGAGACAAAAUCUCUUGGAAGGUUAUCCAUUUCACAAAAUUCAGAUCCUGCUAAGGAGCCAAAAGCCACAGGAAAUGUACCUGGAACUCCUCAGAAAGUCAAUUUGAAUACAGCUCCAAAGACAAUGGUGCCUGGUUCAACAGUAAUUUCUAAUACAACAGCCUCAAAAAGGAACUCUUCAAGGGCUAACUCAGCUGUCAAUGUGCCUAUUUUUAACAAGGCAGAUGUCAUACCUGUGAUUGUGCCUAGAACAGAUACAAGGCUGGAGCAGGCAGCUGAAUCCAGAAGGGAAGUUGGAAUUGUGGGGGUAUCACUGGAGCAGGCAGCUGAAUCCAGAAAAGACACUGGGAUUGUGGGAAGAACUUUGGAGCUGGCAUCUGAAUCCAGAAAAGAACUCAGUAUUGUUGGAAGAACAAUGCCAUUCUCUCUGCAGUCAAAGGCAUCUAACUUCCGAAAGUUUACAAAUAGCAGGGAAGACAUGGACCAGCCAACUGUAUCUGUUCCCUUGGAGACCACAGGUGCUAAGGCUACUGAAUUGAGCAGUGCUCCAGAUAGGAGUAGAUUUCCUGCAGUUAAAAGCACAAUUCAAGGGACAUCUGAUGCUGAAAGGGGCAUGGUAGAUGAUAAGUGUAUUGGCUCUGGCAAGAAUGAAGUGAACUCAGUGAUGGAUUUUCCUGCAGGCUACAGGGAUGAAAGUUAUGAGACUUGGGGCCAUAGAGCAAACAGAGAUGUGUAUCCAAUGGAAAGUCAGAGAGGAAGACGUUCAGUUACUAUAAAUUGGGAGAGAAGAGGGAGAUCUUCUAAUUAUGAGGGGUCUACUGCAAGCAUCUCCCUUGGGAAUGCAUCUGGAGUCAACAUGCCUCCCUUUAGUGCACUUAAACAGAGAGGAUAUCCUUCAUCUACUGAAAAGCAAAUGCCUUCAGCUAGUGAUGAAGAUGCUAUUGCAGAUUUAAUGGAGCAACAUGAUCAAUUUUCUGGUUUUAUGCAGUCUCGUCUAGUCAAGUUACAGGCAGUUUAUAGAUAUUGGGAAAGGAAUGACAUGAAGGGGGCUAUUAGUGCAAUGGAGAAGAUGGCGGAUCAUGCUGUCCUUGCUGACAUAAUAAGUACUGUGACUGAGAAAAUGGAUAUUGUCACAUUGGAUAUUUGUACAUGCCUUCUGCCACUUCUGACUGGGCUCCUCGGUAGCAACAUGGAUAGGCAUUUAAGCAUCUCUCUGGACAUGCUCCUCAAGCUGGUCAGAACAUUUGGUUCAAUGAUAUAUUCAUCAUUAUCUGCACCAGCAUCUGUUGGUGUAGAUAUUGAGGCAGAGCAAAGGUUGGAGCGCUACAAUCUUUGCUUUAUAGAACUUGAAAAAGUCAAACAAUGCCUGCCUGCUCUUAUGAGAAGAGGAGGAUCAGUUGCGAAAUCUGCACAGGAGUUAAAUUUAGCACUUCAAGAAGUUUCAUGACUGGAAUCAAAACUUAGAGAAGGUGUGUAACUUAUUGCGUGAUUAAGUUCUUAAUGUUGCAUUCGGAGGUCAAUGCUAGGCUUGGCAUUUUUCAAGAAACCUAUGGGACAUGCAACAUCCAAUACGUUGGUGCCUAUUAACUUGUCUGUUCCUGCUGCUACUUUGUAUAUUACUACUUAAUAGUAAGCAGAGGCAUUUAACUGCAAGCUGAUUAUACUAAAUUAACCGAACCUGAACCCUAUUGAGAUUGGGGUGUCUGCUGCCGGUUGCUAUUUUUUUUUUCCUUACCAUCUUUCAGUUACAUGAUGAAAGAGUAUCUCCCUCAUGAUACACACUAACCAUAUAUUGCAUUAUUUGUACCUUUGUGACGAUUUUUUUUAUUAAAUGUAAUAUAUAUUUCUUUUUAUU